Messenger RNA from Colius striatus (speckled mousebird), 3917 nucleotides. RefSeq names its product mitochondrial calcium uptake family member 3 (gene MICU3). Gene Ontology annotation, cellular component: uniplex complex. NCBI's taxonomy places the organism in Eukaryota, Metazoa, Chordata, Aves, Coliiformes, Coliidae. Bases 1 to 1536 code for a protein of 511 amino acids. Gene Ontology annotation, biological process: mitochondrial calcium ion homeostasis; calcium import into the mitochondrion. The record is from RefSeq and is a predicted model, not a curated record. The transcript has 14 exons. Gene Ontology annotation, molecular function: calcium ion binding.
AUGGCCGCCCUGCGCACCCUCCUGCGCUGGCGCCGCCGCUUGGGCCCCGCGCCCGGCGCGCAGCCGGCGCGGCGGCUGUGGGCUGGUGGCGGGGCCCAAGCGGCGGUGCUGAGGCGGUGGCGGCGGGAGCUCGGCUGGGCGGCGGGGGUCACUCUCGCCGGGUACGUGGGGUACCGGUUGUCCGAACGGCGGCGGGAGCCCUCCCGGGAACCGGCAGCCACCGAGCCGGGCGGGGCCCGGGCGCUGCUCCCCAUCCCCGUGGCGGCCGCUGCCAAGGAGACGAUUACAGAAAACAGAUCAGACCUUGAAGAUCUACAUCUUUAUGCAACUCCUCGGGAGCAACGGUUUCGUAGGUUUGCCAGUUUAGAAUUUGAAGGACAGCUGUUUAUGACUCCAUACGACUUCAUUCAGGCUGUCACAAGUGAUGAACCCAAACGUGCUAAAAAGUGGCGAUCCCUUUCAAAGCAGGAACUGAAUCAGAUCCUUAUGGAGACACCACCAGUUUGGAAAGGAUCAUCCAAACUUUUCCGUAAUCUUAAUGAGAAGGGUGUGAUCUCUUACACGGAAUAUUUAUUCCUCUUAUGUAUUUUAACAAAGCCACACGCAGGUUUUAGAAUUGCGUUCAACAUGUUUGAUACUGAUGGCAAUGAGAUGGUGGACAAAAAGGAAUUCUUAGUGCUACAAGAGAUUUUCAGGAAAAAGAAUGAAAAGAGAGAAAGAAAAGGAGACGAAGAAAAACGUGCAAUGCUGCGUCUUCAACUUUAUGGAUAUCACACUUCUACUAACAGUGUUCUUAAAACAGAAGGAGAGGAUGUUGUCCCCAGAAGCUACUGGGAUACUUUGAGACGUAGCACAAGCCAAGCACUCUUUUCGGACCUUGCAGAGCGUGCUGAUGAUAUCUCAAGUUCACUGUCAGAUACUACAUUGCUUGUGCACUUUUUUGGCAAGAAAGGAAAAGCUGAACUGAACUUCGAAGAUUUUUAUAGAUUUAUGGAUAACCUACAAACUGAGGUUCUAGAGAUAGAAUUCCUUUCCUACUCUAAUGGAAUGAACACCAUCAGCGAGGAAGACUUUGCACAUAUUCUUUUGAGGUAUACAAAUGUGGAAAAUACAUCAAGUUACCUGGAAAACAUGCGUGGCACAAUUCCUGAAGAAAAGGGUAUCACAUUUGAUGAGUUUAGAUCAUUUUUCCAAUUCUUGAACAACCUAGAAGACUUCACAAUUGCAAUGCAAAUGUAUAAUUUUGCAAGUCGUUCCAUAGGUCAAGAUGAAUUCAAACGUGCUGUGUAUGUAGCCACAGGUGUGAAGCUUUCACCACAUUUGGUGAACACAGUGUUCAAGAUUUUUGAUGUCGACAGAGAUGACCAGUUGAGUUACAAAGAAUUUAUCGGCAUUAUGAAAGACAGACUCAAUCGUGGGUUUAGGGAGACUCCGAAGUACGGUUGGAAGGACUAUUACUCUUGUGUGAUGACUGUAACCAGUGAACAUCUCAGAGAUCUAUGGAAGCAAUUCCGGAGACGAGAUAUGCUGAGAUAAAGGAAGAAUGAAGGAAUACCUGCACUGGUCAGAACUAUUUAUUCCUGUGAAUUCUUUAUUAAGAACAGACUAGCCCAGGUGAAUCGUGACUCUUCCAGCUGCAGUAAAAAACACAGAUCUUCUUUUCCAGUUAGUGUAGUGAUCAACAACUAUUACAACUGCUUUUAAGUAUGUAUUUUAUUUAAAUGAUGAACUAUCACCUGAUUGUCAGAAGUCCUUUUUUUGAAGAACGCAUUUUAAAUAUUAUUUUUAUUAUUUGUAGAUGUGUUUGUCAUUUCAAACGAGAGAACUUGAGUUUUACACCUGGGUAGGCAAAUGUUUUUUGUCAGUGAAGAGGAACAGCCUGCAUUAGCUUAGACUGUGAAUUUACUUUCAGAAGAGCACUAUUAAAAGUUUGUGCUAAAUUGAUAAUGAGAAUACAUUAAGUAGCAUAAAAAUUAUGUAUGAGUCGAAUGUACAAAUUAAACUCUAAGAUGCUACCAAAGCUGUUUUAAAAAGAGUAAAGCUGUUACACAGUUACAAUGUGAAUGACAGGUAUUUACUUAGGAACGGUACUGUAUGGACUAUAACAUUCAGAUUUUACAAGUCUUAUGUUUAUUAAUUUAUAUAUUUUUUAAAUAGUACGGAUUUUAAGGUGUCUUAUGAGCACUAUGUUGAAGAAAAGUAAAAAUGUUCAAAUUUAUGUUAAGUAACACACAUUUUAUAAUAUUUAUUAUAAAUUUUAUGGCCAUACGUAUAAAUUCACUGGUAUAUUUCUGGUAAAGUAAAACUUCAUGUGUUUCUUGUGAAUAGUGCACUUUAAUAUGAAGUGAGAUGUGGCACUGAAUAAAAAUUAUAGUUGUCUAAUUUGCUGCUCUGUAGUAACUGAAAAGUAGACAAAUAACUUGUAUUGAUGUCAAAAAAGCAAAACAAAAUGUAAAUGCAUGUAGCAGUACAGAGCAACACUCACUAAGUCAUUUUCAUAUCACACCUCAAAUAUUAGAGAUAAAAUAGGCCUCACAAAGGUUACGGAGACAGGCAAUCAGUAGCCACCACAUCCUGUAGGUUUAGAAUCAUAGAACGGUAGGGGUUGGAAGGGACCUUUAGAGAUGAUCUAGUCCAACCCCCCUGCAGAAGCAGGUUCACCUAGAUCAGGUUGCAAUCACCUAGAUCAGGUCGCAAUGUUUAGGUGUUACUGAAACAGUAAUAAGGACACUGUUACAUUUGGUUUUCACAUUCUCAUAAAUUUUUUCUUUGCAAUUCAGCAGCAGCAUUUUUCCUUACUCGCUUUCAAGAUGACUUAAGUGAUGUGAAUUAAACCCAAACAAACACAAACAUACAUUCCUCAUAUCCUUCUUGAAAAGGUUCACUGGACAUUAAAUAGGUCUGUGUCUGUUUAGGAAUAAUCUGUGCCUUGAAAUAUUUCUGGCUGAAUACACACACACUAAAAUUAAUGUCAGUAAAUUGAUACCAGAAAGGCAAAUGUUUGGUGGAGUUUAACAAUUAAAAUAGAACCAAAAUAAUGGUUUUAAAUCUUUUAUUACUCCAAAUACAUGUAAGUGAACUUUUCAAAAUUGUAUGUAGGGCAUAUGUUAUUCAAAUACCAUCUUAUGUCACACAUGAAUAGAAAAAAUGUAUAGCACCUGUGUAAGUACACCGAAGUUUAGAAAUGUUUAAUUUGUAAGAAGAUUUAUUACUGCUAAAGAAUGAAAAGGAAUUUAAAAGUUCUACUCUAGGAAUUUUAGGGAAAAAAAAUGUGCUAUGUGUGGCUUUUAUGUGAGAAAAAGACAAUUCAAAAAUCUUUCGAAGGAUGCUACAUCAGUUAAUAUUUCAUCAUAAAAACUUGGCAAAUUUCCAUCUUGGCGUCCUUAAGCUACCCUCAACAAGAUAAAAAACAAAUAUGUUAGGAUAAAGACAAAACAGAACAUGGCUCUAAUCUGCAAUCCCUGUAUGAUCAUUUCGGGAAUUAAUGGUAUUCAAUGUAUCGUCUCGGUACACAAACUGUCUCACUGUUUCUUGUCAGCAUACACAAAACCCAAUUUGCUGCUUCAGUGAUGAAGGACAAAGGAUAGGGAGUUACUGAAGGGGUUCCCCUCCCUCCUCUUCAUUCACCACUGCCAAUUCAGAGUGAUCUUCCCCUUGGAGGAUGCAGCAGCACCAUCAUCAUUUUGCUCCUCCACUGCCCUAGGCAAUACUGCACUUUGCUUUUAUGGCUGGCUUGAGACAAUUUUACUGUUUUUCUAUAUACUUCCUAACUAUAGUAACUUAAUAUGAAAUAGAAUGUGAAAGUGUCAGAUUAGUUUUUAAGAGUAUUUUUUCUCAUGUUUAAUAAUAAGUUAUUUAAUAUGAAUAUAUGCAUCUAAUAUUCUUGUUUAUUUCAAAAUAAAUACACUCUAAACUAA